CAACACCGCCAUCACUGCCGUCACCACCACUACCGCCACCGACACUACAACCGUCGCCACCGCCGCCGCCAACACCGCCGACCACUGCCCACACCCUCGCAGUCGUCAUUAUCUCCAUCGAUGGCAGACAUCGUUCACUAUUGCCUCUACGGGUUGGCCGUCUUCUUCGUCGGCGGUUGGCUUUUCGUAUGGAUCAUGCAUUUGAUGGCCAUUUUCAACGGUAAACGUAAAUUAUAUAAGAAGUGUGAAGUGAAAGGAGGGACCGAAACACCGCUUCCCGGGGUAUCCAUAAUCAAGCCAUUGGUCGGAAUUGAUCCCAAUUUGUUCAACAACUUGGAGUCAUUCUUCACAAUGAAUUACUCACAGUUUGAAUUGUUGUUCUGCAUUCAUGACGAUAAAGACGCGGCCAUAAUGUUUGUCAAGCGACUGAUCGAAAAAUAUCCCGAAGUGGACGCCCGGCUAUUCAUCGGCGGCACUGUUGUUGGC
Messenger RNA from Medioppia subpectinata, 486 nucleotides. The record is from the annotation of a GenBank genome assembly. Lineage: Eukaryota; Metazoa; Arthropoda; Arachnida; Sarcoptiformes; Oppiidae.